Messenger RNA from Anopheles coustani, 636 nucleotides. Its product is annotated as low molecular weight phosphotyrosine protein phosphatase 1-like. Gene Ontology annotation, cellular component: cytoplasm. The coding region runs from base 97 to 582 and encodes 161 amino acids. The record is from RefSeq and is a predicted model, not a curated record. The transcript has 2 exons. NCBI's taxonomy places the organism in Eukaryota, Metazoa, Arthropoda, Insecta, Diptera, Culicidae. Gene Ontology annotation, biological process: protein dephosphorylation. Gene Ontology annotation, molecular function: non-membrane spanning protein tyrosine phosphatase activity; acid phosphatase activity.
UUGAUGCAAAACUCACCGUGACCGGGUUCUAUUUGGUUGGCGAAAAAUAGGGUAUUUGCAUAAGGCUUCCAUUCAGUUCCUUCGCAAGCUUCUGCAAUGAGUGAUAAAAAGAAAGCCCUCUUCAUUUGCCUCGGGAACAUCUGCCGGUCGCCGAUCGCCGAGGCCGUGUUCCUCAAAGCAAUAGUCAAUGCCGGCGUAGCGGACCAGUGGGAAGUGGACAGUGCUGCAAUCGGAUCCUGGCAUGUUGGACGUAGUCCGGACCAUCGAGCGUUGGCAACAAUGAAAAAACACGACCUACCGUACAGCAACAAAGCGCGUCAGAUCAAGAAGGCCGACUUCGAGCACUACGACUACAUCUUCGGGAUGGACGGGGAAAAUAUUGCCGAUCUGAAGGAACGUGCACCGAAGGAUGGAGGCAAGGCAAAGAUUUUGCUGCUCGGUGAUUUCGACCCACAGCAGCCGGGUGCGAUUAUCCGCGAUCCGUAUUACGACAGUGGCUCGGAAGGAUUUGAACAGUGCUAUGUGCAAUGCGUGAGAUGUUGCGACUCCUUCUUGGCAAAGGCACAAAAGGGUGAGAUUUAACGAAAUAGAUUUAAAAUUUAUUUCAUAAUGUACUGAAAAACGGCAAUAAAGUUU